AUGGCGGACAACGAGAAACACCCCGUCGAGCUGGAUCCAGAAGUCGAAAAGAACCUCCCCGCGCCUCUCGCCAAUGCUAUCAAGGAAGGCAAAGUCCCGGCGGAUGUCUUGAAGCACUCUCACGAUGCCGAUGAGGCGAUGAAGGCUUUCGCUGGGAAUGAGGGCCAGGUGAUUGAAUUGAGCGAGGCGGAUAAUAAGAGGAUCCUCAGAAUCAUUGACUGGAAUUUGAUACCGAUCAUGUGUAUCGUGUAUGGCCUCAACUUCUUGGACAAGACGACCCUCUCAUAUGCUUCUAUCAUGGGUCUGAUCGAGGAUAUUAAUCUGGUAAAUGACGAUUACCAAUGGCUAGGCAGCAUGUUCUACUUCGGCUACAUCGCCUGGGAAUACCCAACCAGCCGACUCCUCCAAAUCCUGCCCAUCGGUAAAUACUCCGCCGCCUGCGUAAUCGCCUGGGGCUUGGUUCUCUCCUGCUUCGCCGCCGUCGAGAACUUUGGCGGCGCAGUAGCGAUUCGCUUCUUGCUCGGUCUCUGCGAGUCGGCCGUCACGCCGGGCUUUGCGCUCAUCACUUCGCAGUGGUACACCAAGCGCGAGCAAGGCCUGCGGACGGGCAUUUGGUUCUCGUUCAAUGGUGUGGCGCAGAUUGUUGGUGGAUGUCUGGCGUACGGGAUUGCCAGGGGUGCGGCGAGCACUGGAUCGGCGAUUGCGCCUUGGAAGAUUGUGUUCUUGGUUACUGGGCUGUUGACUAUGGCUAUGGGAGUAAUAUUCCUGUUUGUCGUGCCGGACAAUCAGCUCAAUGCUAGGUGGCUGAAGAAAGAAGACCGCAUACUGGCCAUCGAGCGUAUCCGUGUCAACAACCAAGGCGUCGGCAACAAACACUUCAAAAUGUACCAACUCCUCGAGGCCCUCAAAGAUCCUCUCACCUGGGGCAUCACCUUCUACGCACUCGUCGCCGACAUACCCAACGGCGGCAUCACCAACUUCUUCUCCCAGCUCAUCACAUCCUUCGGCUACACAGCCGAGCAAUCCCUCCUGUACGGCACUCCAGGCGGAGCCGUAGAGAUCAUCACCCUUGUCGGCUGCGGCUAUCUGGGCGACAAGUUCCACAACAGAAUUCUCGUCUCGUCUUCUGGGCUGAUAUUGGCUAUGCUUGGGGUGGCGCUGAUCGUCGGGUUGCCGCUGGAUAACAACGGGGGAAGACUGGGAGGGUAUUAUUUGACCCAGGCUUCUGCCACGCCUUUCGUGGCGUUCUUGUCGCUGAUCUCGACCAAUGUGGGUAUCUGCUUGCUGGACCUCGCGUUCAUCUACUGGUACUGCAAGCGCCAGAACAAAAAGAAGGCCGCCAUUCGUGCGCAGCCGGGAUACGUCAAGUUGGAGAAUCAGGAGUUCUUGGACCUGACGGAUCGCGAGAACCCGGAGUUCAUUUAUACGCUUUGA
Saxophila tyrrhenica is the source of this 1434-nucleotide messenger RNA. RefSeq names its product Allantoate permease (gene DAL5). The transcript is spliced from 7 exons. Bases 1 to 1434 code for a protein of 477 amino acids. Gene Ontology annotation, molecular function: allantoate transmembrane transporter activity; dipeptide transmembrane transporter activity. The record is from RefSeq and is a predicted model, not a curated record. NCBI's taxonomy places the organism in Eukaryota, Fungi, Ascomycota, Dothideomycetes, Mycosphaerellales, Extremaceae. Gene Ontology annotation, cellular component: plasma membrane. Gene Ontology annotation, biological process: dipeptide transport; tripeptide transport; transmembrane transport.